AGGCGCACUUGGGAAUUCCUCCCUGGGGGGUACCCUCAAGCCCUUUCACCCCCCCUCCGGGGAAGAGCUGAGAAAGAAAACAAAGGAAAUCAGCUGUUGCCACCAGCUAAUUCAACAACAUGAUGCACAAGCCUCUUAGGACACAACAAUCCAAUCCGGUUCUUAAAGAUACGUUUUAUUAAAAAAGAAAAGAAAAUUCAUCUGGUAAUUUAGGCAUUUGCUAGAUUUUAAGAGUAACUCAAGGAUUAAGCACCAAAACUAGUUUUCUUGAGGUCCAGUUAAAAGGUUACAAGCAAAACAAAAGCACCCGGGGUUAGCAGGGAGGAGUCCACAAGCCAUAAAGAAAUAAAAAGGGACAAAUCUGAUCGCGUCUUCUGAGACAUUUCCUGACCUAUUUACGUAUCUGGGCUUUCAGCUGAGGAGUUUCUAGGUAUGAUACUGAAACUGGCCCCAAGCGUCUUCCGGCAUCGCUGCUGCCCUGUCUCCUCUCCCCGGGAGAACAACCCCAGACAGACCAAAGGGGAGUCUCUGUUCAACUGUUCAAUGUUCUGGCUUCCCAUUGGCUCGUUUGGCCAGGCGUCCACUCACUUUCUUUUACCUAGGCAUAGUAGUGAGACUUUUGAACCCUUUACAGGCAGAGCGAUUAGAGAACAGUUACUCAGAGGGAUUUUAUAGCUACUGGCUGGCUGGGUGUCCAUAAAAGGGAGCUCCCCCCCCCCUUCAUUUAUCACACCCGACUUCAGUCACGGAGAGGCCCCUUUCCCCAGAGAGCCGCUUCUUAUCCCCUGAGCCACCUCCCGAGUGUGGCACCCCUCCCAAAGCGUGCCCUGCUGGAUGCCACGUCCCUUGAACCUGUUAUUUUCAAGACCUUCCCGUGGCUGCUACAGUCUCUUUAUAUACGCGGCUAGUCGUACCAGGGGGCAGCAGGGACCAGUGCUGCCAAAGCUCAUGAGUAUUAUCGUUUUCCUUAAAGCCCCAGCUCCUGGAGCCAGGUGGGUCUGGGCUGGUUUCAGGCUUAAAAAAAAAGGAAGCUUCGAGCUCUUGUGGCUGUGGAGAAAACUAUAAAAUGUGACCCCCGGGCACCCUAAUGGUCACAGCUGGGAAAAGCCUCAUGAGGGAUGCAAAGAAGGCAUACGGAUUCUGUGAAUAUUCCUGCCCUGGAGUGGAAGGAAGGGGGCCGAGGCUUUCUGUUCGGCCAGUGACUGGGGGGGAUGUUAAAUACCAGAUGCUAAAGUUACACAUCUCUAAAUCAGCAGGACCAGGUACCCUGUAUGGAAGAGUAGCAAAAGAAUUGGCCAAGGAUCUCCCUGAACCAUUGAUGUUGAUAUGCAACACAUCUUGGCAUUCAAGGGAGGUCCCAGAGGACUGGAAAAAGCUCUUAUGCCAAUAUUUAAAAAGGGUGGGGAGGGCAGCCCAGGAACCCAUGGGCAGUAAAACCCCUGCGGGUGUCUGUGGGGGAGGGAAGAGUACUGUUUACUCCUCACUUUAUGGGAUGGUGCUGUGCCUUUUCCCCACAGCUUAGAGUGAAACACAAGACAGGCUUUGUGUUGGCGUGAAGCUGAAUUCCCAGCAUCAGCUCCUGUUAUACGAAGGGCGGCUGCUUUCCUGGCCGCUUUCGGUUUCCAUUUAACACAGAGCUGUCUGCACUGCGUGGGGGGGUUUCAGGCCCAGCAACUUCCACAUGCCCGAACUCCGUCGCCUGAAAUCUAAUCAGCCGCGAGUCCCAUCCCUGCCAACUUUUAGCAGAAAGGAGAAGCGAAUAAAUCUCCCCUGGAGUUUCGCACCACCCGCUGGCUUGACGCUGUUAAAGGGAAUGAAUGUCCUGGUGCAAAAAGUGGCGUCAUGUCCCAGCUCAGAGACAGCAAAGAGGAGGAGCCAGUGGUCGGUUUGCAGCAGGGCAGCCAGACACAAGGCGCUGUGCUAAUGCAGUGCUCAGCGCCUUGGUCAAAAGCUACAUGGACACGACACACAGCGGGAACGUGCCCUGCCUGGUGGACGCCGUGAUGGCUACAGAGAACGAGAUGGGCGUCACGGAGGCGCUGGCUCACUACGUGGCUGAGAAAGAGACGCGGGUGGCAUUCCCGGCGGCCAUGAUGGAGCUCUCGGAGCGUCACGGCAAAAGCCUGGCAGACGCUCUGCAGCUUUUCAUGCAGCUCUCCCUCAAGGCUGAGACAGUGAGGCCUUUGGCAACGUCUUCAGCAGAAAUGAAGCAUCUCCAAGGAACGUUGCCUCGUGUUGCGGGAGGAGCUCUCGGCCGCUGUGUGGAAGAAGCACACGGACGGGGUUUACAUGCUACCUGGCGGCUACCGGGCAGCUACCAAGACCUCCGAGACCAGAGCCGCGUGGUGAACUUCCGGACAACACCCAACAACGGGGUCAAGGCAGAAGAGGUACUGGACCAGUUCCUGGCCAGUGAGACGGCAGCGACAGACGCCAUCCUCAGAGCAGAUAAAACGUUGACAGAAGCAGAGGAGGAGAAAGCCAGUACGUCGCCCUAGUCUGGGGGAUUUCUGAUCGAACUGGACCUAAAAAUUCCCUAAUCUCCUCCGACGUCUUAGGAAAAAAUUCUUCAGUUCCAUGAAGAAAGGUUAUUUCAAAGGAUCGGGCAGGAGACGUUCUUUAGCAGCACAAAACUAGAGAGACUCACACCCCAUUGCGUGGUGACGGUGCUUGUGACGUCCCACGCACAGGAAUAAAUAGUUCACUGUGUCCCGAGCGUUACCCUCUCUGACCCAAGAAUUUGGGAUCUUGUGCAUUCUUCCAGUUGGGAGGAGAAAUUGAGGAUGGAGUCUGGUACCUUUGGUGCAGUCCCCUUUAUUUACCAAGCAUGGACCAAAUUCAGUUUUCCUGAACACAGGAGGACUUGAAAAACAGAGCCCCCCACCCCAGAAGGGAUGUGGACAAAUUGGAGAGAGUCCAGCGGAGGGCAACGAAAAUGAUUAGGGGCCUGGGGCACAUGACUUAUGAGGAGAGGC
Molecule: messenger RNA, 2975 nt
Organism: Chelonia mydas (Green sea turtle)
Lineage: Eukaryota; Metazoa; Chordata; Testudines; Cheloniidae
Product: guanylate-binding protein 1
Exons: 4
Coding region: 1818-2498 (226 amino acids)
Molecular function (GO): GTPase activity; GTP binding
Source: RefSeq, a predicted model, not a curated record